AUGCCUUUUCAGAAACAUCUCCUACGAACUACAGGGGAAGUGGCUCUAAGAACUGCCUUUCUGUUACAGAAUGGGGUUGGGACACUAGCCAAUGUCACCCUCUUCUUCUAUAAUGUCUCCCCAGUCCUGCGUGGCCACAAACAGAGACCCACACACAUGGUUCUCACUCACAUAGCCUCAGCCAAUCUCUUAAUUGUUCUCUCCUCUGGGAUUCCCCACAUGAUGGCUGCUUUUCUUUUGAGCAACCCUCUGUCCAGUCUUGGGUGUAAAGUUGUAUAUUAUACACAGAGAGUGGCUCGCAGCUCCACACUAUGCUCCACCUGUGUCCUGAGCACCUACCAGUUCUUCACACUCAUCCCUGGGAGAGUGGAGCGGAUGACGCUCAGAAGAGCCCCCAAGGUCCCUGGCCCUUCCUGUUGUGUCUGCUGGGUGUUUGCUGCCUUAACAAAUAUCUAUACUCCCAUGAAUGUCACUGGUGCACAGAUCACGGGAAAUGUUACUGACACACAGGGCAGGUGGUUCUGCUCAUCCUCAAGUCCCAGGACAGGCGUUGGCAUCUUGUGGUCGUGUCUAGAUGCCGUGUUUAUUGGCCUCAUGGUCUCGGCCAGCAGCUCCAUGGUGUGUCUCCUACGCAGACAUCACAAGACAGUGCAGCAUAUUCACACCCCCAAUGGCCCCCGCAACUGCCCCCCAGAGACCAGAGCUGCCAACACCAUCCUGAUGCUGGUGGUCACCUUCGUCAUCUUCUACACGAUGAAUUUCAUUUUUAUUGUUUACAUCACUUUGUUUCUAGAUCUUCAGCUGUGGUUGAUACAGACAUGUAAUAUUUUGGCUUUAUGUUUCCCCACUGUCAGCCCCUUCCUGCUGAUCCUUAGGGAUCCUAGAACUCCCAGGUUUUGCUCUUAA
Messenger RNA from Manis pentadactyla (Chinese pangolin), 906 nucleotides. RefSeq names its product vomeronasal type-1 receptor 2-like. NCBI's taxonomy places the organism in Eukaryota, Metazoa, Chordata, Mammalia, Pholidota, Manidae. The coding region runs from base 1 to 906 and encodes 301 amino acids. Gene Ontology annotation, biological process: G protein-coupled receptor signaling pathway. Gene Ontology annotation, cellular component: membrane. The transcript has a single exon. The record is from RefSeq and is a predicted model, not a curated record. Gene Ontology annotation, molecular function: pheromone receptor activity.